Pangasianodon hypophthalmus (striped catfish) is the source of this 5220-nucleotide messenger RNA. It is a transcript of the gene epn2, whose product is annotated as epsin 2. The record is from RefSeq and is a predicted model, not a curated record. Gene Ontology annotation, molecular function: phospholipid binding; clathrin binding. Gene Ontology annotation, biological process: endocytosis. Bases 744 to 2486 code for a protein of 580 amino acids. Gene Ontology annotation, cellular component: endosome; plasma membrane; clathrin vesicle coat. NCBI's taxonomy places the organism in Eukaryota, Metazoa, Chordata, Actinopteri, Siluriformes, Pangasiidae. The transcript has 9 exons.
AGUUGGAAGAGUUUUCAGGUCGAUCAGGAAUAUAAAACAUUAAAAUCACAACCGGACUUGUGCUUUGAGAAAAGCACAUAAGCAGAAGUAAAUUACAGGCUGUUGUGUUGCUGUGUAUUUUGAAUAUUUUGCAAUAUUUUAACAAACCUGUGGUGGCCGGUCCUUUAGACUGUUUAUUUCUUUCAGAAAUGGAAAGAACAAUAUGAUGCAAUUACUUUUGGGAAAUGAGACGUUUCCUCACAUGCUGACGGUGUUGUAUUACUGUAAGAUGUGUAACAUGAACCACGUCAGGCAUUAAUCCACUCUGUGUUUUUUAGUCUCGGUAGCAUGUACUGCUUGUGUGUGUGUGUGUGUGUGUGUGUAUGUGUGUGUGUAUGUGGGUAAUGUUUCACUACCUGGAUAGGAGCCUACUACACAUUCUGUUUGGAAAGCGCACAGCUGUGACCUAUUUCUCUUUAUCCGACUUGGGGGUAAUGGAGGAAUUCGCCAUGAUCACUCCCUGCUCUGUGUGGAAAUGAUUUUAACAGGCACCAACUAACGCAGAGAAUUAUUCACGUACAUUUGGACUUGUUAAAACUUUUCAGGAAUCUGAACCUGACUCUGAGAACUUACAGAAGAGAAGGAACUUUUUCUGUUGUUUUUUUUUUUUUUUUUUUUUUUUUUUUUUUUUUUUUUAUAUAUAAACAGAAUAAAAAGUUUUCUUCAGACUAAAUCAUAAGGAUAUUAACACACAAAACCACACCAUGCCGAGCUCAACAAUCCGGAGGCAGAUGAAAAAUGUGGUCAAUAACUAUUCAGAUGCAGAGAAGAAGGUCAGAGAGGCGACCUCCAACGACCCAUGGGGGCCGUCCAGCUCGCUAAUGUCCGAGAUCUCUGACCUCACCUACAACGUGGUGGCCUUUUCCGAGAUUAUGAGCAUGAUCUGGAAGAGGCUGAACGAUCACGGCAAGAACUGGCGGCACGUGUACAAGGCACUGACGCUGCUGGACUACCUGAUCAAGACGGGCUCGGAGCGUGUGGCCCAGCAGUGCAAAGAGAACAUCUUUGCCAUCCAGACCCUUAAAGACUUCCAGUAUGUCGACCGCGACGGUAAAGAUCAGGGCAUCAACGUGAGGGAGAAGUCCAAGCAGCUGGUGGUUCUGCUGAAGGACGACGAUCGGCUGAAGGGCGAGCGCUCACAGGCCCUUAAGACCAAAGAGCGCAUGGCCCAGGUAGCCACCAGCGUCGGCAGCAGCCACCAGAUGGGCUUUGGUCGUGGCUCCAGCCAGCCGAACCUCUCCACCAGCUACUCGGAGGAGUACGGCAGGUCCGAGGGCUCACCGGCAUCAUAUCACGGAUCCACAUCCCCUAAUGCGUCAUCAGAGCUAGAGCAGGCCCGACCGCAGACGAGUGGAGAGGAGGAGUUACAGCUGCAGCUCGCCCUGGCCAUGAGCAGAGAGGCAGCAGAGCAGGAGGAGAGGAUGCGCCGCGGGGAUGACUUGCGGCUCCAGAUGGCUCUGGAGGAGAGCCGUAAAGACACGGUGAAAGUGCCCAAAAAGAAGAAAGAGCCUCAGUCGUCUUUGAUGGAUCUGAUGGAUGCAGUCCCCGGAGCUCCUGUUGACCCUUGGGCGGCAGGAGCAGCAGCAGCAGCAGCAGCAGCAGCACCAGCCCCCGCCUCAGAUCCCUGGCAGAGCUAUGGUAGUGCCACUAAGCCAGCAGCUCCUGUGGAUCCCUGGGGUCUGCCGGCUUCUGCAGCGUCAGUCUCUCCCAUGAAGAACAGUGACCCCUGGGGGUCAAGCUCUGCUCCUGCAGUGGCUGAUCCGUGGGGCUCAGGGCCUGCCACUCGUCCCAAAGCCCCUGGCCCAGGGUCUUUCGAUCUCUUUUCCGCAUCGAAUGGUACCUCUAAGGAUGACCUAGAGGAUUUUGACAGUCUUCGCUCUUCAAUGAUGUCAGGUGGCGUUAAAGGAAGUUCAGUAGUGUCCUUACAGACCAGCAAGUCUGCCAGCCCUGACCUGUUUGACCUGCACGCAAGUGCCACAACCAGAAAAACUCCUGAGUCUUUCCUGGGUCCUAAUGCAGCCCUGGUAAACCUGGACUCUCUGGUCACCAAGCCUGCUCAACCGGCUCCUGUUUCUAAUCCUUUUCUUGCUGGAGGAGCAACCCCUGCCCCUCCAGCUCAGGUCAACCCGUUCCAGGUGAACCAACCACAGCCACCUACUCUGAACCAAAUGAGAGUAAGCCCCAUGAUGGGCCUCACAAGCCAGGGAUUUGGCAGCUUGGCCGCGAGAAGCAAUGAACCCAUGCCCUUGUCCUCUCUGCCCCCUGCUGGUGCUGUGGGCAUGGGGCCUAUGGGUGGCAUGACCCCUGUUGCUCCCAUGGGCCAAAUGAUGCCAAGCAUGGCCAUGCCAGCCUCCAUGUCAAUGCCGCAGCCACUUAUGAGCGGUGUGCUGCCACCUACAGGCACCGCAGCCCAGGCUGCUGGCCCCACUAAUCCCUUCCUGCUGUGAGGAACAAUAUAGGCUCUCAUUGCCUGUCUCCCUCUCCUGGCUCCUUUCCUAUAGUAUGGACAGCAUACUGUUGUGUUCCCCAAACCAAUGUGCUAUUUUGAGACUUUCUGGAGUAGCAGUGGUGUUUACAGUUUUUACAUUGGCAGGAGAUGCUGUCUUUGGCGGUAGGUACCAUAGAGUGAUUGGUAUUUUAUUUUUCUAAAUUUACUCGAAUGGACUGCCAGCAAUUGAUUACUGUGUCUCUAGGUGUGACUUUCUCACCACUCUUAGUCUACAGUUGCUUUCUGAAAGACAGCCUUGUGUUCAAAGGCGUUCUGAUUUUUAAAUUUACUUUGAUUGCUCACUUUCUUAAUGGAGGCUUAAAACUCUGCUUUCUCUUGUUUAAUUUUCUAAUUUUUAGUAUUUUAAAGCUGUAUACUUGCAAAAAGCUAACCCGUUUUAAUCAAAACAGCCUAUAUGUUCUACCCGGUGCAUAUACACUAUGUGUAUUUUACAAUACGUUAUAAGUAGACACAUUUUAGAGGACACUAUCAGUUUACAUGGUAAUAAUUUUGAUGUUCUAAGCAGGGAUUUUGCACACACUCUUUCUGUUUUUGUUCUUGUUUUGACUGUUGGCUCACCGUUAGUCCUUAGCCCGACUCUGAUCAACCUGUUUUUCGUGGGGAGAAAAAAAAAAAGGUUAGGAUGUGGAGAAUUUUAUCCGCAACAUUGGCCUGUUUCAGUGGUUUCAAAUCUAAUGCAUUGGAAGAUGAACUUCAUACUGAAGUGGAGGGGAUUUUUAAUGCAUGAUGUGGAACUGACUACAUAUCAUAAUACUCAAAAAUACCAUAUCACGGCUCGACUUUUAUAACUAUAUCCAAACCUCUCUUUGUGACACCUUAAAGUUUUUAGAGCUUGUGGAUUGGUUAUGUGGGCUGCUUCAAUUCAUUACGGUUCAUCACUGCUGCAGAGAUUACUCCACUCUUCACACAGCUUCUCACCCCGUCCUUGUGGUGACUGCUUGACAGAGCUAAUUAAUGAGCAAAUCAAUACUAAUGAUUAGUAUUCAGUCAGCUAGCUUUUCCAAGACUCUGAAAUGUUUAAAGUAGCUUCAGCGAUCUUGUUGGUUUGUGUGUAUUGGUGGUAAUGUUUUAGUUAUGAUCGACAGAACAAAGGGAAUUGGGAAGUUAAUUUAGCUCAUGUUUUCAUCAGGUUCAACUACAUCUACUAUUAACAAUAUAACUAAUCACUUUUACCCAGUGCAAUCAGUUUAUAUAGCGUACAUUUAAAUAGUAAAAUAUUUAUCGGCGCUUUCCAUUACAGCAAGUCCAUGGUGUGCAUGGAACACUGACGUAAACACAUAUAUGGUUUAUUUGGUUGGUGGGGGAUUUCUUGAGUAGGCCAGGGUGUGUGUGGGUUUUUUUUUUUUUUUUUUCCUCCCUUUUCUUUCUUCUGUUUGUGCCUGCUUUUUUUGAGCAAUGGUGUUAAAAUACUUCAGAUGUUGAUUACCAUAAAAGCAUUACUAUGUAGCGAAGGGACAUUGUUUAGGUGGAAGCAAAUUUAUAGCAAAGUCUACCCAAAAGAUUAGAACUUCCGAUCUCUAAUCCCUUUGUUCAUAUAAGACAAACUUUUAUUCAUGUACGGGUUAUUUAACGCGAGUUAUACACCUGCUUUUAUGUGGAUAUUAUUUCUCAAGGUCAAACGUCCACUACGUGUUCAUGCAUGCUUAAUUUGAACUUGCUAAUGAGUUUAUAAGUCUAAUAAUUUACAGACCUUUGCAUACUGGGUUCAGUUUUUUUUUUAUUUUUUUUAAAUAUCGUUACCGCCCCACAAGCUCAAGAUUGCAGUUUUUCUGCCCAAAUAAAUGUAGUUACCAAAGUCAUAGUGCUUUUGCUCAAGAGAGGCUGUUGUAGUUUUAUAACAUAGCUGUGUGGCUACACCUUUCAUAAUUUUUUUUUUUUUUGGGCCGAAGUAUAAGUAUUCUUGAUUUGAGUUGUCUCUCAGAUAUAGAAAUGUUGCGUCUUGAACUGUCCUCUUCAUUUGUGACCUCUACUGGAGAUUCUGUGGUAGUACUGCCCAAGCGCAGCUGUGUGUUAGAGCCUGGGUGUGUUCGUUCUCACAAAAUCCGCAUCCAUCCUCAGGCAAUCAGGGGAAGACUGCUUUAAAAUGUACACGUUGUGCUUGCGAUGGACUUGAUGGUUGAUGCAGGUGCUGAUCCUGUGAAAUCUGACUUCUAGCUGAUGAACAUCAGAUAAAAUUAUACAAUUGGUUAUGGAAAAAAAAAAAACAAACAAACAGAAUACUGUUCAAAUAGUUAUGCAAACUAUCGUUGCCAGUUAUUGCUUUCACUGAUACAAUAUCUAGCUCAGUUCGUCCUGUCUCAUUUUGCUGUUACUGACUGUGUAUCACUCAUUUUUCUGUUACUUUGUACUUUAUUAUGCAUUUAUUGUGGCAGACUAACCUCAUGAACAUGCAUACACACCUUUACUUUCUCAUGUUAUGUCUGUGUAUUUACCAAACUGUCUCAUGUUACUGGGAGCAGGCUGCUUUUAUGAAUGUGCUCAACCUGUUGGCAUUAUAACUGUAUAAUAUAAUUUAUCAUUUGUUCUAUUGUAACAUAUUGUUCUGUAUCUUAUUUCUGUGUAAUGCUUUUGUAGGAAGGUCACAUGAAAUUUUAAAUGCCAUAUAAAUCGCAGCGAGUGAUAAAGGACCUGUAGCUGCAAUGAUAAAAAUAAACUGUAUCACUGACAUCGGA